Messenger RNA from Polypterus senegalus (gray bichir), 4361 nucleotides. RefSeq names its product leucine-rich repeat and death domain-containing protein 1-like. Lineage: Eukaryota; Metazoa; Chordata; Cladistia; Polypteriformes; Polypteridae. Gene Ontology annotation, molecular function: protein binding. The coding region runs from base 95 to 2278 and encodes 727 amino acids. The record is from RefSeq and is a predicted model, not a curated record. The transcript is spliced from 6 exons.
CUUGGCGGCACACGAAAGUGUAGCUUGGAUGCAUACUUCGCACUAAAUUUACUAACGAGAAUUUGAAGGUGGAAUUUUUCAAUUAUAGCCAUCCAUGAUGAAUGAAGAACUCUGCCAGAUCACCAAUGCCACUGUCAAUUUGGAUGGAAAGUCUCUGAAAGAAAUUCCUGAAGAAUUAAUGUUUGACGAGAAUGUCCGAUUCCUUUCUUUGGCACAUAAUAAAAUUAAACGUUUGCCUAAAGAUCUCAAGAUUUGGCUGCACCUGGAGACAUUGUCAGUGGAAAAUAACAAACUUACCUCAGUUCCAUUUUCCAUUCAGUCACUACAAAACCUCAGAUCUCUGAACCUGAACAAUAAUGGGAUCUCUCAUCUUCCAAAUGAAAUCUGUCACCUUAAGAAUCUCAAACAAAUGUAUCUGAGUCAGAACCAGCUUGUGCAACUGCCUACAGCAUUUGGGGACUUGGCAGCACUGGAGGUACUAGGCAUCAGUGCAAACAAGCUCACCUUCUUGCCAAAGUCAAUGGCAAACCUCAAAAACCUUCAUAUUCUAAAUCUUGACUCCAAUCACUUUUCAUACUUCCCUCGUGACAUUUGCUGCCUUGCCAACCUCAUCAAGCUGAGCCUUUCAGGAAAUCGUCUGCUGAGCUUGCCUAAGGAGGUUUCAGAGAUGGUGAAUUUAAGAGAGCUAUCCCUCAAUGACAACAAGCUUACAUUUCUGCCCAGGCAGCUUUUUGAUUUGUCCAAUUUAGAAGAACUCAGCUUGCAUGGAAACCACCUAACUGCUCUGUCGGGUGAAAUUAAGAAACUGCAGGAGCUCCGAGUUCUGGAUAUUAGUAAAAAUCGAAUUAGUGUGGUGACUGAGGGGAUAAGCGACUGCAGAAACUUGCGGCGUCUGUCCCUCAGAGAAAACCAAAUAAGCUGCCUUCCCCAGGGCAUUGGGGCUUUGACAAAUAUUACAGAGCUACUGGUUGAUGAAAACCUUCUUGAAAACCUGCCAGAAGGAAUGUGUCGUUUACAAAAGCUUGCAGUGCUUAAAUGUUCAGGCAACGUGCUGAAGGAAGUUCCAAUUGAAAUAAGCAAAUGUACCCUUCUAACUGCAGUAGACCUGAGUAGCAACCGUCUUCUCCGGAUUCCGCUUGGCAUUUGCUCUUUGGUCGCCCUCAGACAUCUGAACCUUAGCUGUAAUUCAGUAUGUGAAGCAAUGGAGGAUAUUGCGCACCUUACAAACCUGCAGCGUCUCGAGCUUAGCAGUAAUACGAUGACCAUUUUUCCUCUUCAGAUUUGCAAGCUACAAAACCUGCAGUACUUAGAUUUAAGUAACAAUUUGAUAGAAAGAAUUCCAACAGAGAUUAUGGAUUUAAAAAGUAUCGAGGUACUUCUGCUCCAAAAAAACAAGUUGGUCAUUUUCCCCACUGCACUAUGCCACCUGAACAGCUUAUUGGUACUCGACUUAACUGACAAUCAGGUGUCACAUAUUCCAGCUGGCAUGCAAAAGCUUGGAAACCUUAAAGAACUGAAACUUUCAAACAACCAUUUUAAAGAAUUUCCAUUAGAAAUAUGUGAACUUGUCUCUUUAGAAAGACUAAUCAUUUGCCAGACAAGCGGCUUGAAGCUCACUCAGCUGCCUGAAGAACUGUCAAAACUCUGCAGUCUUAAAGAACUUGAUGUCUCAGACAAUGCCUUACAGAUGAUACCGGACAGUAUUGGAGACUUGAAGAAUCUCGCUAAAUUAAUGUUAGAUAAUAACAAUCUCACUCAGCUUCCAAGAUCCAUUUCUUCAAUGGAAUGUAUGCAGAGCAUCAGUGCCAAAGGAAAUCAACUAAAAUCCUUACCUAGCGAUCUUGAAAAAAUGUGUACAUUACAGAAAGUUGAAUUUGAUGGAAAUCCUCUUGGACGGCCACCUAAAGCGGUUUGUGAAGGAAUGCAGCUGUAUUCCAUUGGACAGUACCUGAAAAGUGCAGACUUACUGGACGAAAAGCUGCUGCUGAAAAUCUUGAUUUAUGUUUCAAACAACAUUUCACCUGCAGACUUUGAUUUCUUUUGCAAGAAACUAAGCAUACCCAAUAAGGACAUCAUAUAUUUACUGAAUGCAAGAUCGGUGCCACUUCAGGAGAAAGUCCUGCAUGUUUUGAACAGGUGGAGGCAGGAACACAGUGGCAGCCUGGACUCGGCUGCAGCGGUAGACCAGUUAAUAAGAAUACUGAUUAUGGCUGAUUUACAUUAUCUUGCAGUGAGAGUCAAAGCCAUAAAGAUUUAUUCACAAGCAAUCAGGCUUUAAAUCAUGGGUGUUUAUUAAGGCUAAUGAAAAAAGCAUGUAAAACUGAAUUUGAUUGAAUUCCAAUUCCUCAAUCGAUGUGUAUGCAGAGUGAAGAAAGGUUUCAGGAAAUGUAAAAUACUGCACAAAUAUACUGUAACUACACAUGUUAAGCAGAAAUUUACUUUUGAAAGCUAACACUAGAGCUGAAUGGGCGAGCAGAGACUGGCUUUGUGGCUUCACAGAUCCAGCACCCUGAGUUCGAAUCCCAUUCCCUUCCCUUCUUUGUAGAAUUUGACCUGCAAUUCCACUUUGGCUCUGUUUGAAUAAGAGUGUUGGUUUGCGUAUGAAUGGGCGACUGCCCUGUGAUGGCGCCUUGUCCAGGGUUUGUCUAGCGCUGCCAAGCUCGUUGCAACCAUGAACUCAUAUAUAAGAAUGUUAAAAUUAGAAAAUCAAAGACUGUCUUGACUUGAGUAAGACAGCCAUUCACUACUUUAACCUUUAACUUGUGAAAUGGCUAUUUUACUGUAAUAAUCCCCAAAAUCUCCAAUAUGUUUUUGCUUUUAAUUUAAUGUUGGGAAGGUAGGCUCUGACCUCACAUGAUUAUGAAUGCAAUAAGCACAUUUAAGAAGGGGAUGUUAGGUUACAACUUAGCAUUUAAAGUAACUGAAUGGUGUUUGCAAUAUUACAGUCUCGUCACAAACUAUUUUAUUUAUGAAUUAAAUACUACAAACGUUAACAUAUUGGAUCAUUUAUGACUUGCAAGUGUAUAAUUUCACUAUACCAGGGUUAUAUGUUAAUAUUAAUUCAAUUUCUUUUCUGGAUUAUUCCACAAACCAUUCUCUAUUUCAGUGACAGCAAUUAAAUGGAAUAACACAUUGUUAAUAAAGACCUGCUCAUCCAUUUCAAACUUACGGUAUUUGGUAGACUCUGCAGCAAAAGUUGGCAGUAAAGAGCAUAAGGCACUUGCUCAACUUGGCAUGGGCACCAUCUCAACAUGAGCUGCACAAAGACAGCUAGUCAGCCUGCUGCAUAUCUGCUGUAUCAGGAGUCUGACAAAUUAGUAUUAGUAUAUACGAGCAUACAAAUUAGGAGUACAGUACUUUGAAAAAAACUCACACGAGUAUAACGGAAAAAUGCAAAGUUGACAACAAGGGCACUCCUAACUAGGACUGAACAACGCAGAGGCAAAGCAUGAACCUAUACAGUAUAUCACCUCUAAAGAAACUCCACUCACCUUAAUGAAUAAAUGGGGUUAGGCUUUUAUGCAUUGUAGCUGUGGGAAAUGUACUGUGAACAUAUUUUUUGUAUUAAUAAAAUAUUAUGUACAUGCAUUUCUACACACUCACUGCUACAUUUUCAUGAAGAAUGUCUUUGCCUCUUUUUAAAUUUGAUCUUCAAAACUGAUUAUCAGACAAUUGUGUUUUUCGUCGUACCGUAAUAACAGAGAUGAUAGCUCAGUCCCGGGUGAGCACUGCUGGCUACAGAUUUCCGCUGCCUCCGGUUUCCUACUGAGGACGUCAGUCCUACUUUUCAUUAAAGUUUGUACCUGUUUGCCGAUUUCUAAUGCUCUUAUUACUUAGUCACAAGGAAUCUGGAAAAGUGUGAGGAGUUUUUGUAAGACGUUUAGAAAGAUGGGUGCUGUAUGUGAUAGCUAACAACAUCUGUGUUUUUUAUUUUUAAAUUCAUUUAUUUCUGUCAGUUAUAUAUUGCAACAAUUGAUAAAGUAAACAGAGCAGAAAAGGGGAAACUGACUGUGAACGUUCAAGAGGACCAUCUGCUUUAGAAUCAAAUCCACAUAUGUGACUCUUUGGAAGCAACACACGUAUAAUAGUUGCAUGUUUAUAAAAGGCAGACAUUCCUUAUCGGGUAUUUCUGAUUUAACACAACAAAGAUAAAAACAGUGACUUUUAUAGCGUGUUGAAACCUGCUGCAGUUAAUUACAAGAACUGCUUGGAAUGAAAACCCGUAUGACACACUAGCAAUAAUCUGAAAAGACCUACAAUCACAGAUAAAAAAUGCAAUACAGGGGUCCUUGGGUUACAACGUUUCGAGUUUACAACGCUCACUCCCAUAAAAACUUUUAAAAAAAUGUGACGUGAGAAGG